AUGGCACCGCCAACAAAGGCAACGUCUGCUGCCGCUGCUUCCACAGCGACAACAGAAAAACGGUCUACAGUUAAACUCGACACAGUUCGAGAUAUUGAACAACAAAUGCAAAAACUAUGGGCUGAUUUGAAAGUAUUCGAAGCUGAUGCACCUGUACAAUCAGCCGACAAUUCCAAUACUUUCUUGGUCACGUUCCCAUACCCAUAUAUGAAUGGUCGUCUUCAUCUUGGUCAUACAUUUUCAUUAUCGAAAUGCGAAUUUGCCGUGGGUUUUCAACGUCUUCGUGGUAAACACUGUCUGUUUCCAUUUGGAUUCCACUGUACAGGCAUGCCUAUUCGAACAGCUGCUGAUAAAUUAAAGCGUGAAAUGGAAGAAUUCGGUUAUCCACCUCAAUUUCCUGCACCAACCACUGAGAAUGCCGAAGAGGAGAAAGCUGCAUCAGCAACAGCAAAAGAGAGUGAAAACAGCAAAGUUGAUAACAAGGCGAAGAGCAAAAAGAGUAAAGCAGCAGCUAAAACUGGAGGUGAAAAAUAUCAAUGGCAAAUCAUGCGAAGCAUCGGAAUCGAUGACGAUGAAGAGAUUCGACGAUUUACUGAUCCGCUCCAUUGGAUUGCCUAUUUUCCACCACAUGUCAAACAAGAUCUUGAAAAGAUGGGCUUGAAGGUUGAUUGGCGUCGAUCAUUCAUCACAACAGAUGCAAAUCCCUUCUACGACUCAUUCGUUCGCUGGCAAUUUCAUCAUUUAAGAGACGGUGGAAAGAUUCAAUUCGGCAAAAGAUACACAAUCUAUUCACCAAAAGAUGGACAACCUUGUAUGGAUCAUGAUCGAGGCAGUGGUGAAGGUGUUGCCCCGCAAGAGUAUACAUUAGUUAAACUUCGUAUCCACGAUGAUCACAUUCCUGAGAAACUCAAACCUCAUGUAACGUCAUCGACAGCCGGUGUUUACUUAGCUGCAGCGACACUUCGACCAGAAACAAUGUAUGGACAAACGAAUUGCUGGCUACAUCCAGAUAUUCGUUAUGUUGCAUUCGAAACACGUCUCCAUGGUAUUCUGAUCUGCACAAAACGUGCAGCCCGAAAUAUGUCCUAUCAGGAAUUUACUCCAACUUAUGGACAAUUUACGAUUUUGGCUGAAUUUCUUGGUUCGGAAUUGUUUGGUUUACCGUUACAUGGACCACUUUCCCAUUACGAAACAAUCUAUGUUUUACCUAUGAUGACAAUUAAAGAAGAUAAGGGAACAGGUGUGGUUACAUCGGUACCAAGUGAUUCACCGGAUGAUUUCGCUGCUUUGACUGAUUUGAAAAACAAAGCUAAUCUUCGUGAAAAAUAUCACAUCCAAGAUUCAAUGGUUUUACCUUAUGAACCCGUUCCGAUCAUUGAACUUUCACCUUACGGUCGUCUUGCAGCACCAACAAUAUGCCAGCAAAUGAAAAUUCAAUCGCAAAACGAUCGCGAUAAAUUGGUCGAAGCCAAGGAACAAAUUUAUACGAAAUCGUUCUAUGAAGGCAUACUAAUGGUAGGUAAAUAUGCCAAUACUAAAAUAUCUGAUGCGAAGAAACUUGUCCGCGAUGAUUUAAUCGCCGAUGGCAAAGCAUGCCCCUAUUAUGAACCUGAAGGCAAAGUUAUUUCACGUUCCAAUGACGAAUGUGUCGUCGCGCUUGUCGAUCAAUGGUUUCUCGACUAUGGAAAUGAAAAAUGGAAACAACAAACGAAACAAGCUUUAGAGCAAAUGAAUUGUUAUCAUAUAGAAACGCGAAAUCAAUUCGAAGGUGUUCUUGACUGGUUACAUGAACAUGCAUGUGCACGUUCAUAUGGCUUAGGAUCAAAAUUACCUUGGGAUGAGCAAUAUCUCAUCGAAUCACUAUCAGAUUCGACGAUUUAUAUGGCCUAUUAUACAGUUGCACAUCUUUUACAAGCACGUGAUUCGUUCAAUGGCGAAAAAUUAGGUCCGGCGAAUAUUCUUCCAUCGCAAUUGACAAAUGAAGUGUGGGAUUAUAUCUUCUUCCCUGAAAAAUCUUAUCCUUCAGCAACAGAUAUUCCGCAUGCAACACUCGAUCGUCUCCGUAAUGAAUUUCAAUAUUGGUAUCCAGUUAAUCUUCGUUCAAGUGGUAAAGAUUUGAUUCCAAAUCACUUAACCUAUGCUCUAUACAAUCACGUCGCCAUCUGGCCUAACCAUCCCGAAUUUUGGCCGAAAUCAUUCCGAGCUAACGGACAUUUAUUAUUAAACUCAGAAAAAAUGUCGAAAUCAACUGGCAAUUUCUUGACUUUAGUUCAAGCAAUCGAAAAAUUCUCAGCCGAUGGUAUGCGUUUAACGUUAGCCGAUGCUGGUGAUUCCAUUGAAGAUGCCAACUUCGAAGAAGAAAUGGCAGAAGCUCAACUUCUUCGUCUUUAUACAUUCAUUGAAUGGGUCAAAGAAGUUCUUCAAAUCAGUCCGACUGAAACUCCUAAACCCGUUUCGCAAGAAAAUCCAACAAUCAUUUCAACAGCAACCAAUUGGAUCAAAGAGAAAUUACACCUCUCCGCUGAUGGCAGUCAGGAGGACUUUACCGAUGAACAAAAAGCACUUUAUCGUACGGAUACAGAAUAUAAUUACUAUGAUCGCGUUUUCGAAUCAGAAAUCAACUCCUCGAUCCAAUUAACGGAAGAAAGUUAUGAAAAAAUGUUAUAUAAAGACGUUCUCAAGUACGGAUUCUUUGGUUUACAAAUCGCACGUGAUAACUACCGAGAAUUGUGUUCCGAAAGUGAAAAAAUGAAUCUACGUUUAAUCAAACGGUUCAUUGAAGUUCAAGCGAUUUUACUUGCACCAAUUUGCCCACAUAUCUGCGACUACGUUUAUCAAUUCCUCCAUCCUGGUCAAACAAUUAUGAACGCCAAAUGGCCAACUGCCGGUCCGAUUGAUCAAUCAUUGAUCGACUCGUGUGCAUAUUUGAUGAACACCGCACAUGAUUUUCGUCUUCGAUUAAAGAACUUUUCCACACAGCAAUCUAGUGGAAAAUCCAAAGGAGGUGCAGCUGCAACAACAACAGCCAAAACACCAUCAGGUUCAGCACCAACACACGCAACAAUCUACGUCGCACGUUCAUAUCCAUCUUGGCAAACCUUCGUUAUUAACGAAUUGAAACAAUUAUAUCAAGCGAAUAACAAUUCACUUCCCGAUAGUAAACAACUAUCUUCUCAUUUCAAAGAUCGACCUGAAAUCGACAAGAAAUACGUGAAAAAACUCAUGCCAUUUGUCAUACACUCGAAAGGUUUAGUUGAAAAAACGAAUAACAUCUCAGCAUUGGAUCAACAUUUAUCCUUCGAUGAAUACGAUGUCUUACGAAUGAACCAAGAUUAUCUUCGACGUACAUUGAACGUCAAACAACUUGACAUUCAAUUAACCGAUGACACGAAAACCGAAACGAACUCGGUGAUUAACUUGGAAGAUAUUCUACCCGGUCAACCAAUCAUCCACUUUACCGUUAAAGACUCUUAA
This is a messenger RNA of Adineta ricciae, 3474 nucleotides long. The record is from the annotation of a GenBank genome assembly. NCBI's taxonomy places the organism in Eukaryota, Metazoa, Rotifera, Eurotatoria, Adinetida, Adinetidae.